Salvelinus sp. IW2-2015 is the source of this 1524-nucleotide messenger RNA. Its product is annotated as tissue factor pathway inhibitor. The record is from RefSeq and is a predicted model, not a curated record. Gene Ontology annotation, cellular component: extracellular region. Gene Ontology annotation, molecular function: serine-type endopeptidase inhibitor activity. Gene Ontology annotation, biological process: negative regulation of peptidase activity. NCBI's taxonomy places the organism in Eukaryota, Metazoa, Chordata, Actinopteri, Salmoniformes, Salmonidae.
UAUCAACCGGAAGUGCAUGGGUGAACUGCUACUACCAUCAAUCUCUUGAAGAAAAGUUCAUUAAGUUUUCACACCACAACUUUACUGUAGUCUACUCGCUGAACGCUGACAUGGCUGCAAUGAAUAGCUGGUUGAUUUCAUGCAUUGUUUUAGUUCAUUUCGCUUAUUUGGGAUCUUGUGAUUCGGACUCCGAAAUAGAUGGAGCCCAGCCCGAGCUCUUCAUUUUCCACGAGUUGUGUGCCCUAAAGAAGGAUGAAGGGCCCUGCGAGGCGUUAAAGGAGCGCUUCUAUUUCGAAAUUGACACGGGCCGCUGCGAGUCCUUCAAGUUCGGUGGCUGCAGAGGCAACGCCAACAAUUUUGAGACCUUGGAAGCGUGUGAGGGAAUGUGCCUGGUGUCUGCUGACAAGAGUCCCUGUCACCUGGAUGAGGCUCCGGGGCCAUGCCGCGGUCUGGUGACGCGCUACUUCUUUGACAGCCAGAGCCAGGCGUGCAAGCACUUCUACUACGGAGGCUGCUUCGGCAACGCCAAUAACUUUAAGAGUAUGAAAGAGUGCCAGGCCAGGUGCCAGAACCCAGAAAACACCAAUGUGGCCCCUAAAUUGGAUGUGACUCCUAAAUUGGAGGUCACCGUCCCAAAACCCACUAGUAAACCUAAUGUACAACCUGUCAAAGUAACUGGGGAGUUUGCUUUAAGCGCCUCACACAUGCAGCAGAAUCAUCAACACCAGGCCACAGACUUCAGUCCUCCAGAGUUCUGUCUCAGUACCAAUAACAAGGGCACGAUGUGUGACGGAGAGGAGAGGAGAACGGGAAGGAGAUAUGUGUACAACCCCAAGACAAAGAGAUGUCAUUGGUUGCGUAACAGGAGCUGUGGGGGCAGCAAGAACAACUUUGUCCUCAAGAGACACUGCAUGAAGAUGUGUGUGAAACCGAAUCCCACUCACAAAAGACCAUCAGGAUAAAGAAGAACACCAACAUCUUAUUUCAAACUGUCUAAAUCAAGGCCUUGUAUUAAAUCAUUYUWACACUAYUUUUUAAUUACACUUUAUCUAUAUGGUUCUUAUUUGAYGGUGGUAUUAUGUUGUAGUUUUACAGCAAUUGUAUAAAAGGCUUGUUUUGGCCUAUUAUGUAAUUUUGUUAUUUGAACCUUUUAGCUCUUUGUAUGAGGAGUGGUUUUGUAAUAUCAAAAUUGUAGACAUUUUCUUCCCUGUCACAUCCUAAAAAAUGGUAUAUCAUUGUGAUGUUUUUCCUGAGGACACCAGACAAGUUUGUUUUUAUUGACAAAUGAUUAACAUUAAGGAACCCAAUAGCACUGCACUGCCCAUGAAAUAUCACUACUAUAAAGCUCAAUCUCUAUCAAUUACAUUAUCAGUGUAAUUAUUUAAUCCCAGGUUAAGAUCAUUCCUUCAUGUGAGUAAUGUCUUACCAUGGAAAAAAUGCACAUUACAUUUUUUUUAACAUAGUUGGAAAGAACAUAUAUAAUCAACGAAUUGGAGCCUAAAUAAAAUGUUGCGUAGUCAUCCA